AUGUCCUUGUUCAAGUUGCCUCGCUGGGUGAUUAAGAGCAUUGACAAAAUCAUGAGAGAUUUCCUCUGGUCUGGUCCGGACCUGCAUCAUCCCAAAAUUCGCUUAGUUAGCUGGGCGAGAUUGUGCAGAUCCAGAGAGCAAGGGGGUUGGAAUAUCCUCAACUUGGAAGUGUUUAAUAAUGCUCUUCUUGGUAAGUGGUGGUGGAAGAUCAUCUUGGGUGGUCGCUGGUGUGGGGGUGAGAUUUUUCGAGAAAAUUACUUUGGUAGUAGGCCAACCUGGAAUCUUUACCAUAAGCAGUAUGGUAGAAGAUCGGUCUUUUGGAAUGGUAUUCUCAAGGUCUUACCAGCUUUUCGGAAAAAUAUUAGCUCUUCAGUUAAGGGGGGCUCUUCCACGCUCUUCUGGCUUGAUAAUUGGGUGGAGGGACGUGCCCCUGCAGAUAUUUGGCCUCAUCUUUUUGAGUCUUCUAGGGACAAGGAGGGUACGGUCAGGGACUUGCUCAACAUGGAGUUAGCUUUCCCUUUUGGGGAUUUCCCUCGGGAGGGUAGUUUGAUUACUACUUUUCGUCUUCAGAAUAGCACGAUCAAGGAUGGUCGACAUUGGAAACUCUCCUCUAAUGGGAUGUUCUCUGUCAAAUCCUUUUAUCAAUUCUUGAAUGAUGGAGGGCUCCACUGUAGGCGGACUCCCUCCAUUCUCAAAGGUGGCUGUACUAGAAAAGUUAACCUCUUUAAUUGGUUGACCUGGGAUAACAAAAUUCUUACUCUGCAAAACCUUGCUGAUCGGCGGUGUAAUGUCCUUCAUGAUAUCACCUGUGUGAUGUGUCAUGCAGAGGUGGAAUCUGCAGAUCAUCUUCUCACCCAGUGUUCGAUGGCUUCUCAAAUCUGGGGUUUUUUCUGCCAAUUAUUUGGAGAUCAUCGCAGGCCUAAUUCCCUGUUAGACAUGUGGGGGAAUUGGCGCUCCCAAUUUAAUAAAUCUCUUAUUUCCUGUUGGGAUUUGCUCCUUCGAGCUGUAACUUGGAAUAUUUGGUUGGAAAGAAAUGCGCCCAUUUUUGAUUGUGCUUGUUCUUCUGCUACUUCUAUCAUCAUUAAAAUUAUUCAUUUGGUGCUUAUGUGGAUCAAUGCAGCUCCUGACUCAAAGAAAGCUAAAUUGGAGGAGCCAAGUGGCAAGCUUAGAAGAAGCCUUGAUUUCCUUUUCUCACAUGACUUGGAGCAGGGGGCUCAGUCAGAUCUGGUUCCUUCUCAGAGUGAGGGAUAG
This is a messenger RNA of Dioscorea cayenensis subsp. rotundata (Guinea yam), 1251 nucleotides long. RefSeq lists its product as uncharacterized. Lineage: Eukaryota; Viridiplantae; Streptophyta; Magnoliopsida; Dioscoreales; Dioscoreaceae. The transcript has a single exon. Bases 1 to 1251 code for a protein of 416 amino acids. The record is from RefSeq and is a predicted model, not a curated record.